Halichondria panicea is the source of this 2268-nucleotide messenger RNA. RefSeq names its product microcephalin-like. The record is from RefSeq and is a predicted model, not a curated record. The transcript has 12 exons. Gene Ontology annotation, biological process: mitotic cell cycle. NCBI's taxonomy places the organism in Eukaryota, Metazoa, Porifera, Demospongiae, Suberitida, Halichondriidae. The coding region runs from base 81 to 2039 and encodes 652 amino acids.
UACCUCAUUGUUCCAGUUGGCGGCCAAGUUUGAGUCAAGAUCUAGCAAGCCUCCUAGCUAGCUAGCUAGCUAAUGUAGCCAUGGACCAAGAUAUGCAAGACGAGACUCCUUUGCUAAUUCGACACCCUCUCCAACAUAACCAGAAAGCUGUGACUCCAAUUGUCCUAGUAAACAGUCCAGAGGCUGAUGCUCGUAGCGAUGGUAGCGACUCUGACACUGACCUGGAGGUGAUGAGUGUGGGCUCCGUUGCCGAGGGCGAGGCUGUGGGGGGUGUAGACGAUGAUGACAACACCCCAGACACCCAGCAGGUUGAUCCAAGACCUCUCGCAGGUCUGAUAGUGUUUGUUGAGGUGAGGUCUGGUACUGACAGCUGUGAGAACAGACAGGCGGCCAUUGCCCAUCAACUUGAGCUACUGGGUGCCACUGUGACUCAGAGAAUCACCAGGGAUGUCACCCAUAUGGUCUUCAAGGAUGGCAAACAGAGCACUAAAGAAAAGGCGGAGAAGAAAGGCAUUUACCUCGUCUCGCCUCUCUGGCUUGAUGCGUGCAAGCGGGCUAAUGAUCGAGUGUCUGAAGCCAAGUACCCUGUGUUGUGCAAGGACGGCAGUGACUCACCCAUGGUACUGGGCAGGAUCAAGAGGAUGAAGUCCAUGCAACCUAAACCACUCGUGGAGGAAAUUACUAGGUCCCUCGAACGCUCACGAAAACGUCACAGAACCAACACACCUAUUAAAGCCACCCCUGUUCACCAGAGACCAACUCAACGAAACUGUAGCACCGAUGAGGACAACUAUGAAUUACCCGAGAUAAGACUUCCCGGAACACCACUCUCAAAACUGAGAAACACGGUAUCAACUCCUGAGGGAUCACCAAACUUAUUUGAAAAAGGGUUCACACACAAAAAAACACCAAAUGCACACACUCCUGCGACUGGUACAGGAUCAACAGAGGCAAAUACGAAAAGUACACCAUCAUCUGCAAGUGGUACAGGAUCAACAAAGGCAAAUACGAAAAGUACACUAUCAUCUGCAAGUGGUACAGGAUCAACAGAGGCAAAUAUGAAAAGUACACCUUUGACUGGUACAGGAUCAACAGACACAAAUACGAAAAAUACAUCAUCAUCUUCCAUGGUUAAAGGGUCAUCAAGAAAGAAUGUAACAACUGCUGAUUGUGGCAAAGUAUCAUCAAAGAAGAAAACUAAGAGUGAUCCUCAAUCCAAGAAGCAGCACCAACCAACAGCAAAAGCCACUGAUGACCCUGCUAAGAAAACUGGAAAGAGGUCUCAUCCCUCCAACAGUGAGAAUGAUAGCACCCCCACCAUUGUUGCCAAGACAACAAAGGAUCCCCUACAGCCUAUUAAAGUCAACCAGAAGGCUGAAGAUGAGGUUGCUCCCAAACCAAAGAAGAAGAAAGUGAGGAUACAGAGAAGGUCGUUUGAGAAGCAGCUACCCACUCUUGUACUCACCAGUGUGCAUACAAGUGACCAGGAGAUGGUACACUCUAUAAUGGAGAGGUUGGGCCAGUUCCACUGUGUGAAGACAGUGUGUGAGAGCACGAGUCACGUGGUGUGUGGCAGCCCUAGACGAACAGUCAACGUCCUCUCAGCCAUUCUACGAGGCUGCUGGAUAGUCAGUCUAGACUGGGUGAUGAAGAGUCUGGAGUGUGGUUCUUGGGUCUCAGAGGAGCCCUAUGAAAUGACCUCCUCAUUUCCUGCAGCUAAAUACUACCGUCUCCAACGAAAUGCCUCCUUUGCUAUGUACCAUCCAGGGCUGUUUAGGGGGUGUGGCUCUGUGUUCCUUGCCAGCGGGACUUCCCCACCCACUCAACAGCUGGAGACCUUGCUGACACUGGGGGGUGGAAAGGUGACCACUUCUCACCGGAAGGCUGAUGUGUGUGUGGGCUCCAAGAGCUGGAGCAACACUGUCAAGAGUGUGUCUGAACAGUGGAUACUAGACUCAAUUUCCGCCCACUCACUCCUCUCGGUUGAAGACUACCUCCUUGACGCCCCCACUACACGAGAAGCCAGUCCUGAACUUUGAACUCUUGAGGUCAGACUCACACUAUACCACCAAACUCAUCUUAUACAAUUUUUACGUGUCAAUAGAUUUUGUGUCAAAUUAUUAGUUUAUUAAGAAAGCCUAUUAUUUAAAGAAAUAUUACGUCACUUUGCCUUUACCUCACCUAGAGCUUGUCAUCUAUAAAUUAUUAGCAAUGAUACGUACAUAUUAAUCAUAGCAAUUAUCAAAUAAUAAUGUCUGUAUACCUCAA